This is a messenger RNA of Peromyscus leucopus (white-footed mouse), 473 nucleotides long. RefSeq names its product protein FAM178B-like. The transcript has 4 exons. NCBI's taxonomy places the organism in Eukaryota, Metazoa, Chordata, Mammalia, Rodentia, Cricetidae. Bases 34 to 393 code for a protein of 119 amino acids. The record is from RefSeq and is a predicted model, not a curated record.
CAGCUAGCCUUGCUCAGCCAACUCCUCAGCCUCAUGAGACCAUCGUCCCUCAGGCAGUGUCUGGGUGCUGAGACCUUGCCAUCCUGUCAGGGGCAACAGCCAAAGCCCAAUGCUGAGCUAGACCACAAGGUCUGCUAUCUGUGCCACAGCCUCCUGACACUGGCUGGGGUGGUGGUCAGUAGCCAGGAUAUCACUCCAGAUCAGUGGGGUGAGCUGCAGCUGUUGUGCAUGCAGUUGGACCGUCACAUCAGCACCCAUAUCCGGGAGAGCCCCCAGGCCAUGCACCGGACCAAACUCAAGGACCUCGCCACCCAGACCUACAUCCGCUGGCAGGACCUGCUGGCUCACUGUCAGCCCCAGGGCCAGUACUUCAGCCCUUGGAAAGACAUUUAAAGGGAUAAGGGCAAAUUUGCCCAGCUCCGGACUCCAGCAAGAAAGAACUGUAGGCGGUAAAGAAUGGAGGCUGGAGGCGG